Messenger RNA from Cryptomeria japonica (Japanese cedar), 1134 nucleotides. RefSeq lists its product as uncharacterized. Lineage: Eukaryota; Viridiplantae; Streptophyta; Pinopsida; Cupressales; Cupressaceae. The transcript has 2 exons. The coding region runs from base 162 to 1034 and encodes 290 amino acids. The record is from RefSeq and is a predicted model, not a curated record.
AGUUGCAAGUGGAUUCCUUAGAUCACUUUUGAAAUUGUGAGUAGCGUCGCAGAAAACGGGGCUUUAGAGCGAGCCAUCUACACAAGAAAGCGCGGAUCAACAUUUUGAAAACAUUCUAACUUGGCAGCGAGAUCACCAGACACAAACACAAGCACCACGAAAUGUGCUUACAACUAUGGUUGCCCACAACUGAAGGGGUUGCGUCAAGAUCAUCAGAGGAAUCAUUACACACCAAGUACGAGAUUGCCAUGAAAACAACAUCGUUUGAGCAUUUCUGCGAGGAAGUCCGCAGGACUAUUGAUGGUACUCUCUCUCAGUCCCCUUCUCAUAUCAAAAAUCCCCUGCGACAAUUCCUUUUGCCCGAUGAGGAACAUAUUAAUACCCAUGUCCUUCAACAAUACAUCAACAAACCAGAGCUACAGACAUUGCUAACACAAUAUUUUAGCAAUACCCAGAAUGCUUUUGAGCUCUGUGCUCGCCUUCUCAAAAGUACCCACCACGCUAGGAUGAGUUACAGGGCAAUUCGAGAUAUAAAUUUCAGGCUACAAUCUACAAAUUUUGAUUUUCAGGAAGAAGAAUGCCGUCGCAUUAGAGGAGAAUUCAAGUUAUUUGUUGAGCAGGAAAACCCAUUUGGGCAGGCUGCCCAAUUCGAUGAAAUUUGUAAUUCUUUGGAGGAAUUGAAUCAACUGCCAGAGUUGAGGCCUGAAAAUAAGCCUAAGUUUUUUUGGGUUGCAGAAAAACAGAGCGCACAGCUUGAUGGCGCCGCCAGGGGGAUUUAUGUAUUGAAAAAUCACCUGAAAACCACCAGAGUUCUGGUUGCUGGGUUGUAUGAUGUAGUCGAAAACACUAAAACUAUAAUGGGGGUUUGCCUUGCAAGAGAAGAUGAAGUUUACCCCCUUCAACAGGUGGGAAAACUUUUGGAGAGAAAUGACAGCGGAUUUGGGCAGAGGUUCGAUGAAAUUGAAGAACAGGGCUGCCUGUGUUUGCGCAACAUUAACAGAGCAAGGAUGCUGCUUCUUCAAAUCCACCAUUAAAACUUAAACAUAUGUCCGCCCCUUUCUCAUUUGAAUGAUUUUCAGAUCUUGUUUAUCUUCUGAACAUUUUAAAAUUGAUUUCUUUCCUUUGAUUCUUAUA